AACUAUAUCUUCAUGAUGGAUAAUUGCAAGAAAUCUCCCUUGAAACCAUGGAAGAAAGGCCCUACUAGAGGGAAAGGUGGUCCUCAAAAUGCAUCGUGUGAGUAUCGAGGCGUUCGUCAGAGAACUUGGGGAAAAUGGGUCGCCGAGAUAAGAGAGCCGAAGAAGAGAACUAGACUAUGGCUUGGUUCUUUUGCCACUGCUGAAGAAGCUGCUAUGGCUUAUGAUGAGGCUGCCAGGAGACUCUACGGACCAGACGCAUACCUUAACCUUCCGCACCUACAACCACACUCAAAUUCGCGUAUCAAAACUGGAAAGUUCAAGUGGUUGCCUUCUAAGAAUUUCAUUUCAAUGUUUCCAUCUUGUGGAUUACUUAAUGUUAAUGCUCAACCUAGUGUUCAUUUAAUCCAUCAGAGGCUACAAGAGUUUAAGCAGAAUGCAGUUGCAACAAGUCAAUCAUCACUUUCUAGCUCAUCUAAUGAUCCAAAGGCGGAAGAAAUUCAGAAUGUUGACGGCAAGAAGAAUCAUGCAGAAAAUCCUAUAAUGGAAAAAGAUACUCAAGCAUCAUCACCAAACAAGAUGGUUGGAGAUUUUCAGGAGAAACCACAGAUAGACCUCCAUGAGUUUCUUCAACAGAUGGGAAUACUGAAAGACGAUACUAACUCGGAACAAACUACUGAUAGCUCAGGAAGUUCAACAGUGCAUGAAGCUGUGUCAAGAGAUGAGAAUGAUCAAUUGGGAAUAUUUUCUGACAUGAGUAUUAAUUGGGAGGCGUUGAUUGAGAUGCAUGGAAUUGCAGGUACUCAGGAAUCAGAAGCCACUCAGCUUGAUGGGUAUGACCUGACUGACCAGCUUAAUUUCUCAACUUCCAUUUGGAAUUUUUAAAGAAACUUAGCUGGUUUUCAAGAAAAGAGAAACUACCUUAGCUAGCUUUUAUGGGGUUGAAAUCUAGUUAGAUAUGGUAGUAUUUAGUAACUCGGCCUAAGCUUUAGAUCAGACGGUUUUGGUUCUGCUAGUAUACUCAAUUGUUGUUUCUCUUAUGUGUGCCGAAUUUCAAUCUAUUGACAGAAAUGUAAGAGUAGGAGAGUAUCUAGGAAGGCACUUAUUCUAGUAGUUGUAGUGGAAUAAUAAUGUUAGUCUCUUUCACGCAAUAAUUUAACAAAUUUAAAGAUUUUGACAGUAUAACUUUAAAAGAACUUUAAAUUAAAAAUGACUUUAUAGGCAUCAUAUACUAUGUAUCGAAAAAUACAUAACAAGAGACCUAAAUGAUUCUGAAAGUAAUAUGGAGACAAUAAAUUUUCUUUUCUAAAGCAAAUGGUCUUGUCUUCUUUCUUCUAUAAAACAUCAACUUCCUUCAAUUUCGAAUAGUAAAAGAAAGAUUUAGGAAACCUUCACAGAUCUACAUCAUCAAAA
Cicer arietinum (chickpea) is the source of this 1410-nucleotide messenger RNA. Its product is annotated as dehydration-responsive element-binding protein 2F. NCBI's taxonomy places the organism in Eukaryota, Viridiplantae, Streptophyta, Magnoliopsida, Fabales, Fabaceae. Gene Ontology annotation, cellular component: nucleus. Gene Ontology annotation, biological process: positive regulation of DNA-templated transcription; response to stress. The record is from RefSeq and is a predicted model, not a curated record. Gene Ontology annotation, molecular function: transcription cis-regulatory region binding; DNA-binding transcription factor activity.